Molecule: messenger RNA, 2497 nt
Organism: Oreochromis niloticus (Nile tilapia)
Lineage: Eukaryota; Metazoa; Chordata; Actinopteri; Cichliformes; Cichlidae
Exons: 5
Coding region: 75-1127 (350 amino acids)
Biological process (GO): response to bacterium
Source: RefSeq, a predicted model, not a curated record
CAAGAUCAGUCUUGGGUCUUCAGAGUGGAGAAAGCAUCAAGAUUCUUUUCAUUUGACAAAACGAUUUGAACACGAUGACACCUGCAAAGUUUGUCUUUUAUCUGACAUGUUUGUUCCUGGGGAAAUUGGUCCAGAAGACCCAUCUGCAACCACAGGCAUCUGUUAAUCAAGAAAAAGAUUUUAUCUUAGCUGAUGUUGGAGAAAAUGUGAGUUUGCAUUGUUUCUAUGAAGGUGACGAUUCAGCGUGGAUCUUGUGGUAUAAGCAAAUUCUGGGACAGAAACCGAGGCUAAUCUCUACCUUCUACGUGUACGAUACAAAAAUCACUUUUCAUGAUGAAUUCCAGAACAAUCCACGGUUUACACUGGAUACAAAAAACAGAAGAAAUAACUUGAACAUUUCAGAUUUGAAAAUCAAUGACUCAGCUACUUACUACUGUGCAUGCAGCUAUAGAUUUGUGUUAACUUUUGCAGAGGGUACCAUUGUCAAAGUAAGGGAGGCAGGUUUGAAAAACCCAGCUUUAGUCCAGCAGUCACCAUCUGAGACCGUCCAGCCAGGAGGCUCUGUGACUCUGAACUGCACAGUACACACUGGGACCUGUGAUGAAGAACACAGUGUUUACUGGUUCAAAGAAACAGAAGCAUCUCGUCCAGGACUGAUUUAUACUUAUGGAGGCAAAAAUGAUUAUUGUAGGACGAAAACUAACCCACAAGCAGACGCCUGUAUCUACAACCUGCCAAUGAAGGAUCUGAAUCUGUCUCAUGCUGGGACCUACUACUGUGCUGUUGAUUCAUGUGGACACAUAGUGUUUGGAAACGGGACCAGAUUGGAUCUUAGCCGUGAGGCAGAUUUUCUUGUCUUGGUGUACUACUUGAGUGGAGCUUUGGCAUUCAGUACCAUCCUGGUUCUCCUACUGGUUUUCUCAGUAUGCAAGACAAUCAAGAGAAACAACUGCCUUUGCCCAGAGUCUCAUGCACAAUUACCAACUCCUUCAACAGCAAAUUCAGAGGCUUGUCAAGAUGCAGACAGCCUCCAUUAUGCAGCUUUAAGUGCUAAGCAACUUAACAGAUCAAGAAGACAGAAAGACAACACCAAGAGUGAAUGUGUGUACUCCAGCAUAAAGCAGUAAAUAUGGACAUUUCAAUGUUUAAAUGUUGAUCAGACAAAACAAUUCUACAUUCUGUUCAAUACAAUUUAUGACCAGUACUAACAUUCUAGCCCAACUGCAACUGGAAAAUCGGGGGAAUGCAUGUCUGUAGCUUGUCUCCCAUCCAUAUUCCAACAGGAUUCAUUCGCUGUUACUUGAGGAAUUAUUAUUUUUAAAUACAUAUACAUUUCUGAUCAGUAUGUAUUCAUUUUAAUAAAUAUUUGAUCUCAAGGUUGUAAAAAAACUGUUAUUUAAGAGAUACUCUCUGUAUAAAUGAAGUUUUCGUGCCAGACUACAAACAAAUUCCAAGGUUUCAGUUUUUUCCUCCUUUUUUGAACCGUUUUAUUGGAUUUUAGGCAUUCACAUUUACUAAAAAACCAGUACUGUGACUAAAUAAAGCUGCUAGGCUAUGGCUGUAGACUCUCUUUUUCAUUUUAUCUCUGUCAGUGCAACAUCAAUGAUCUUGUGUUUUGAGCCAUUCCAAAUUGCCAGUAUUACUACUUCAGGUACUAUACAGAUUAGUACCAGAGCCAAUCUAGGAAUUUGCUGCAAUUAAUUUGAAGCUAUAGAAGAGCAUCGUCAAGAGAUAGGUCACAGCAAAUAGAAGAUGAACCAGUUAAAUUAUUAUAUACACUUUUUUCUAAAAAUAUAUACUGGUGGCUACCAGUGCAAUCCCUCAGCCUCCUACUAGAUGUAUUGUAUAAAUUUGAAAAUACCAAGUGACAUUCUUCUUGAGUGACAUUCCCAACACUUAGAAAAACCUUAUCUUUGACCUUGACCUGUAGGUCAAGCUCACUGAAUUCUAAAAUAUAAAUGUAUGCUAUCACUUUGAAAACCCUAGGAGAGAUCUUCAUUUAUGGUGUUCACAAGAAUUCAAGAACACAUUCCCCCUGAUCUCACAAAUAUUCAAAUUCAUCCAAGAAUUUUAGUAGAUAUGAGUUAUUGUGUUCACAAGAUUUUCAGUAAAUCUGACCUCUGAUCUUGAUCAAGCUCGCCAGGAUUCCAGAGUCGUCUCUAUUUUUUAAGGCGGCUGAGGUCUUUUAAACAUCUGUUGAACAAUGGUCAGGAUUUUGUCUGUUGCACAUUCUCUACAGUGAAAAUAACAAAGUUCUCAUUUUAAAGUAAAAUGUCAAUCAUAUACAUGUAGUUUCCCUCUCUGUAAUGUUCUGGAUAUUUAUAAUUUAGCUAUUUGUAUAUAGUAUAGCUAGUUCUUAUAUUUUGUAAACUUUGUAAUAUACUGUAUUAUUUAAUUCAGCAUGUUCACAUGUUCAGCAUGUUACUGUUCUUACUGUCUUGGAGCAACUGUAAAUACAUACUUUCCAUAGGGAUUAAUAAAGUAUUCUGAUUCUGAA